UAUUUGGUAGAGUUCGGUGCUGUUCGGGUCGUUCGUGCGUCGUGUCUGUCUUGGCUUGCGUUUUGAGAGUUGGUCGCAGUGCAGUAGGCGCUUUAGAACCGGGGAACCGCGCACACAGCUUGUACGGAGUGGAACCAGGACCGUUUCGGGACACGAUGAUGGCCUCGGAAGCUGCGGACACGGACGAUAGCAACGCGUUCUGCGAAAAAAUCAUCAACGAGAUCGAUGCCGUGUUCCUCAAGGACCCCGAGCUCACGGGCUUUGAGAUAAUCCCGAUGCCAUCCAACACGAACAAAUCUCCGGUUAUUCACGCGGAGCACAAUCUGGGCCUACAAUCGUGGUGCGUAAAGUACAUCUACGAAUACGCCCACCGGUUGAUCCUGCGCUACAAGACCGAAUGUGGCCGACCAACGGGUGCAAACGGUUCGGCCAACUCCUCUUCCGGCAACAGUAACAGCAACACCACCAGCAACAACAACAACACUACGACAGGCGGCAGCUCCUCGCUUUUGGCCGUUCUCGGGGCCGGUAACAACUCCAUCGUCAAGUACCUGAACUGUGCCAUCCUCAUCAAUCCGGACGUGGCCACCUUCUGGAAUCUCCGAAGACAGCUGUUUGCCCGGAACCGGCUGGACAUAACGAAAGAGUUUCAAUUUGCAACGGUGGUGCUGAGCAAAAAGCCAAAAUCAAACGAAGCGUUCGCCUAUCGCCGGUGGUUGUACCUGUUUCAAAGCUACGAUGCAAUCGAUUGGUCGUUCGAGAUUGGUUUGUGCGAAAAGUGUGCGGAUAAAAGUACCACAAACUAUCACGCCUGGUGCCACCGCCAGUGGGCCAUCAUGAAGGCUCCUCAUCUGUUGAAGUUUGAAAUUUUUAAAACGGAAAAGUUCAUCCGCAAGCACAUCCAUGACUACAGCUGCUACAAUCAUCGUCAGUUUGUGUUGGCUAAAAUGUCCGAAGUUGGAUAUUACGACGAGGACGAUGGUAGGAAUUUCGAAGAACUGUUCCGUUACGCUGGCCAGUUGCUGAACGACGCCACAAUAGACAACGUGGAUGAUCUGCUCAGCUGGCUGGCGCCGAGCAUCCUGCGGGAGGGCAUGAACGAAAUCCGGCUGCAUUCGUUUCUGUUUUGCCUUAAUCUGGCAGCGUACGAUUUGCGGUUCUGCGAGGAAUUGCGCGCGUUGUACGGAGAAUCGCACGCAUUUGAGAAUCACCGCCGCUUCAUGGUGAAGUUCAUCGUUGACCAAUGCCGUGGGGCCGCGUGCUCGCUCACUGACGCUGGCAGCGGUGGAAACGGCGUCACCGGCCAGCAACCGAUGAGCAAAAUAACCAAACUCGACGAUCAGGACAGUGUUUUUCUUCGCGCAAUCAAAAACAGUGAAAUGAACCGCACAGCUCCUCAGCAUAAAAAAUGGUGCAAACUGUUUCUAGGUUUCGAUAUUGAAUGAAAGACAUUAUAAUUUUAGCUUUUUUAUAAUUGGCAGACAUCAAAACUGACUGCAGCACAUUGUUUUAUAACAGUUCCUAGAUUUUUAAGUAGCCGAAAUGAACAACAAUUGUUACUCAUUCUGUCGACAGUCAUUGUACCGUAGCUUUGUUUCAAUUUCUCCUUUGCUUACUAGUAACAUGUUCUUCUCUACUCUUUUAUCGUAGCACCUACUUGUGUUUUAAAUUUGUGUAUUUAUUUUGUUAUUUUUGAAUCAUGUUAUGUUGCAUCAGUUCUCGAAGCUUUUUUUAUAUUCAUAUACUUUGGAAAUAGUUUACACCAGCAUUGCCAGCAAAUGUAUAGGGAUCCGAAUCAUUAUAUUAAUGAGAGACACUUUGUCACCACUUCAAUCAAGCCUCUUGUUGAGUAAAAUGUUAGUUUGAGCUGAGAGAUAGUUUAGCUGGAAGCAAUAAAUCUGCAAGAUUUUCGUUACCUUA
This is a messenger RNA of Culex pipiens pallens (northern house mosquito), 1920 nucleotides long. RefSeq names its product protein prenyltransferase alpha subunit repeat-containing protein 1-like. NCBI's taxonomy places the organism in Eukaryota, Metazoa, Arthropoda, Insecta, Diptera, Culicidae. Gene Ontology annotation, cellular component: cytoplasm. The coding region runs from base 156 to 1445 and encodes 429 amino acids. Gene Ontology annotation, biological process: protein prenylation. The record is from RefSeq and is a predicted model, not a curated record. Gene Ontology annotation, molecular function: protein prenyltransferase activity. The transcript has 3 exons.